This is a messenger RNA of Penicillium psychrosexuale, 333 nucleotides long. RefSeq lists its product as uncharacterized. The transcript is spliced from 2 exons. Lineage: Eukaryota; Fungi; Ascomycota; Eurotiomycetes; Eurotiales; Aspergillaceae. The record is from RefSeq and is a predicted model, not a curated record. Bases 1 to 333 code for a protein of 110 amino acids.
AUGCACGGGGACCCAAUCACACUCGCAAACCCUGGACCACCACCAAGGGCGAAGGGAGCCACCAAACCUUGCCCUAGGCCAGGACGAAAGCUAGCAGAUUUUGACUUCUGCCUCCGACGACCGACUCAUUGCGCGGACUGGACACCCCGACGCGCCACCGUAUCCAGAAUUCCGGGUCUGGUCUGCCAGCUUACCUGUCGAAUUCUCGAUGCAGCUAUUCGUAUGUUUCCCCACAGCGGCUGCACCGGGGAACCGCGGCGGGGAUCCACUGGCUGCGGAGGUGGGAUGCUCUUGGAUCGACAUGUCGAGGCGCGUUCGGAUUUGGGUACUUAG